Molecule: messenger RNA, 387 nt
Organism: Suillus clintonianus
Lineage: Eukaryota; Fungi; Basidiomycota; Agaricomycetes; Boletales; Suillaceae
Exons: 2
Coding region: 1-387 (128 amino acids)
Biological process (GO): proteasome-mediated ubiquitin-dependent protein catabolic process
Cellular component (GO): proteasome regulatory particle, base subcomplex; nucleus; proteasome storage granule
Source: RefSeq, a predicted model, not a curated record
AUGUCCUCUUUCGUUGCCACCGGGAACGUCCUGCGGUUGCAGAGAUUGCUGCACUUGUGUGGCGAGCACCUAGAUGCCCUCAAGGAGAAGGAGCAAUCUGAGAGCGUAGAGGGGAAGAAGUAUGGAGCCAGGGAUGAGAAGAAAAUGGAGAAGAAAUCCGAUGAUACUUUCCAAUCGUUCACCGUUCUUGGUACUGCGAUGACCGCAAUGGGAGAGGAUAUCGGUUCUGAGAUGUCCAUGAGACAAUUCAACCACUUGAUGCACUACAGCGAUCCCAUCAGCCGCAGACCUGUCCCCCUUGCUCUCGGCCUCAUCAGCACCUCAAAUCCACAUCUUCGACGUGCUCUCAAAAUACAACCACGACCACGACCUUGCAGUCGCACUUAA